Molecule: messenger RNA, 825 nt
Organism: Camelina sativa (false flax)
Lineage: Eukaryota; Viridiplantae; Streptophyta; Magnoliopsida; Brassicales; Brassicaceae
Source: RefSeq, a predicted model, not a curated record
CUCAUCCCAAUCAGGUCCAUGGUGGUUCCCGGCUACUACAACCACAACUAAUCAAAACGCUGCGUUUUGUUUCAGUUCAAGUAAUACUACUCCAACAGUUUCAGACCAGAUCGUAUCUUUAAUCUCUUCGAUGUCCACGUCAUCAUCUCCGACACCAAUGACUUCAAACUUCAAUCCUGCUCCAAACAACUGGGAACAACAACUCAACUACUGCAACACAGUUCCAUCUCAGAGCAACAGUAUCUACAGUGCCUUCUUUGGUAAUCAUUACACAGAAGCUAGCCAAGUCAUGAACACUAACAAUAAUAAUAAUCCAGUGGUGGAUCAUCAUCAUCAAGACAUGAAGUCAUGGGCAUCAGAGAUUUUUCAUUACACAGAACAAAACCAAAGCUCGGAAACUGGUUUAGAAGCAGAAGUGAAGCCAGACAUAGCCAAGUACUACUGGAGAUCAGCAUCAUCAUCGUCGUCACCAAACCAAGAAGCUGCAACAUUGCUGCAUGAUGCUGACGUUGAGGUGUACGGUAAGAAUCUACAAAAACUUAAUAUCAUGGUGUUUGAUCAGAGCCUUUAGAUUAACAUGUGUGUAUUAGAGAGCUUCAUUUUUCUAUUCACAUACACCGACCUGAGUUUAUUGAUUGAUCCAUACAUAUAUAUAAUAUGUUCUGCUGGUAUGUAAGUAUAUAUAUGGUUUUGGUUUGUGUAUAUUUUUUUUCUUCUCGUGUAAGUUUUUUUCUUGUUGCUAAGAUGUAAUUCUUUCUUACGAUCUCCAUGCUUAUGACUUUGACCUCAAUAUAGUUUCAUAUUAUUAUUAAUUAUUUUUACAUC